AUGUAUACAAAUUAUAAUGACUUAAUUACCAUAAAAUCUCGAAAUGAACCAAUACUAGAAAUACCGUCUGCUAAAUGGGGCGUAUAUGAUUCUAUGACAGAAGAGUUUUUCUUAUCCAAAGCUUUCUCUGAAUCUAUGCAACCUUCACAUGUAAUUCCAUAUUAUUUUCGUGCUGAUAAUCCCCCCGAUGAAGAAGACAUAACUAUUACCACGUUAAUAACGUCUAAUCGUUUUCCAGUUUUUGAUAGACUCGUCACAAACUAUCAAGGUCCAAUUUCUGUAACAAUACAUGUUAGUGAUGAUGAAGAGACACGUGAAGAAUUGCUCAAAUCUCUUAAUGACUUAUACAAUGGCAACCCGUACAUGAAACAAUAUGUUGAUGUUCAUCUUGUUGUUGAUAGAUUUGACCGGCAAUUUAAUAUGUGGCGUAAUAUUGCAAAAUUUUUUGCUAGAACAAAUUAUAUAAUGAUGUUGGAUUACGCUGAUUUGAAUGAAGGUCUUAAUCAUAGUACAUUUCCAACUACGAAAAAGGAUGCAUUGGAAUUAGUUGAUUCAAAACGAUUAGUCAUGUUCCAUGCCUCGUGGAAACCAGGCCACGCUGCAUGCCUAUUUGAAUUAUAUCUUUCUGGUGUUGACUAUUGGGUACUUCCUGAGGACUUUUUAAUUCAUCAAACACACAAAUAUCUAGAAAAUGCAAGAAAACAUGAG
Racocetra fulgida is the source of this 708-nucleotide messenger RNA. The record is from the annotation of a GenBank genome assembly. NCBI's taxonomy places the organism in Eukaryota, Fungi, Glomeromycota, Glomeromycetes, Diversisporales, Gigasporaceae.